Messenger RNA from Colletotrichum navitas, 471 nucleotides. Its product is annotated as mitochondrial outer membrane translocase complex, subunit Tom22. The record is from RefSeq and is a predicted model, not a curated record. The coding region runs from base 1 to 471 and encodes 156 amino acids. Gene Ontology annotation, biological process: intracellular protein transport. The transcript is spliced from 2 exons. Gene Ontology annotation, cellular component: mitochondrial outer membrane. Lineage: Eukaryota; Fungi; Ascomycota; Sordariomycetes; Glomerellales; Glomerellaceae.
AUGGUUCAACUCACCGAGGUCGAGGACGAGCACUUUCAGUCCGGCCAGAAUGGCCCCAUCGAGGAUGAUGCCGACUACACCGACACCGACUCCGAGAUCUCUGCCGACAGCGACUACGACCCCCGUGACGAGUCCUUCGCUGAGCGCCUCUACGCUUUGAAGGAUAUUGUCCCUCCGACCACCCGCGGCUGGAUCAGCAACAAGGUCGAUCUCGGCGUCAGCGCCGUCCAGAACACGUGGUACUACGGCUCCCGCACCGUCUGGGUCGUCUGCGCCACUGCCCUGAUGAUCGGCGUCCCCCUGGCCACCUGCUGGGCCGAGGACCAGCAGAUCGAGGGUAUGGAGCGCGAAUAUCGCAUGCGCGAGAUGGGCGGCGACGCGCUCCUCGCCGCCGGCGAGAGCAAGGACGGCAGCACCGCCGACCAGAUUGGCAUCGCCCUCGACCGCGCUGAGGCCAAGCCCGCUCUGUAA